UGGGGUUUUCAUUGAAUGAAUCAUCCUUUUGAUUUGAUUCACACUCAAAACAAAAAUCUUUUUCUAUGAGAAAAUCUUUAAUUCUUACAAUCAUUUGUAGAAAUUAAGAAAAAUCAAAAUGUUUUCCACAAAUCCUAAUUAUACCAAACUCAAGACUCAUCUGAGGUUAUCCAUAAACCGUCUCAAGUUGUUAGAGAAGAAGAAAACAGAAUUGGCUCAAAAAGCAAGGAAGGAAAUUGCCGAAUAUAUUGCUGCUGGUAAAAGUGAACGGGCAAAGAUUCGCGUGGAACACAUAAUUAGAGAGGACUACAUGGUGGAGGCAAUGGAAAUAGUUGAGAUGUACUGCGACCUGGUGCUGGCGAGGUUUGGCAUGGUCACGCAGAUGAAGGAGCUGGACGAGGGCCUCGCAGAAGCCAUUUCCAGUCUCAUUUGGGUUGCGCCGAGAAUGCAUACUGAUGUGCAGGAACUCAAAGUGAUAUCAGACCUUUUUACUGCAAAGUACGGGAAGAUUUAUGCGGACGCAUGCAGGAAUGAAAAUGUCAAUACAAUAAGUGAAAAACUGAAACACAAGAUGUCUGUACAAAGUCCACCAAAGAUACUUAUUGAGAAGUAUCUUAUUGAGAUAGCAAACAACUACAAUGUGGAAUAUGUGCCUGAUGAACAGGUGAUGAGGGAGGAAGAAGGUCGUGACGCCAUGCUGAUUGACAUCGGCGCUCCACAACCACCCGGUUUCAUCGGCUUCCCGCACCCGCCGCCGCUGCCAAACCUGCCUAACUUCCCGCCGCCGGGCACGCCAUUCAGCUAUCCUACUAAACCGUCUCACGGGUCCGCGGGCGGGUUCAUCGCGAGCCCGCCGCCGGGCACGGGCCCCAGCGGCGCGCCCGCGCCCUACGGCGUCCCCCCGGGCGUAGACUCCAAGAACUUGAGCAAUAGCUUCUUACAGGAUGAAAUGAAUAACCUGCCACCUGCAUAUGACAGCAUAAAUCAUGAUUUGCCGCGGGACCCCCCGCCGCCGCAGCCGCAGCCCCGCGCGCGGCCGGCGGCGCCCCCGCGCGGCCCGGACCCGUUCCCGGAGCUGCCCGAGCUGCCGUCCGUGCCGUCCGACCUGCUGCUGCCUUCCGUGCCUCACAGCAACGACGACAACACGUCCAGUGCCCCGGACGAGAUCGACUUCGAAGAUCUGAACCGCCGGUUUGAGGAGUUGAAGAAGAAGACGUAAUUAAAAUUGUUCGAUAUUUGAUUAUCGUGACGUUUGAAUGGUAUUAGGAUUUUAAAAAAAGUUAUUAAAUAUAUCUGAUAAUAUUGUAAGUUAAUUUCUAUACCGAUAUAAUUAUGUUUAAAAUAAAAUAUAGAAUAAUGUUAAUUAAGUGAUUACUGUUCGAUCGAUACAGAAAUUAUUUGUUUAUAAAUAUUUAGCGAUGAGUCAGCAUCUUUACAGAAUAAGGUUUUACUUUUCCUUGUAUAUCUCCUUGCAAAUGAUAUAGGUAGUAUUAAUUUCGUAGAAAACCUAUAUACGAAUUUAAAAUAUUAAAUUUAUGCAAUGUGUAACUGGCUUUUCGCACGAGAAGUGCAAAAUCGAGCAACACGUCUUCUAAGUAUAAAAAUAUUUUAUACUUAGAAGACGUGUUGCACUUAAUCUUGGAAAAUGCUUAAAUUGAACUUUUUUGACAUAUUAUGUCAUUCGGGCCACUGGUAAUAAUUCUCAAAAAUACUGUAUUGUAAGCAGCUGUAAAAAAUCCUCUAAUGCACUAAUCUGUUUUAUAUCAUAAUGUUUUUAUAUUCCAAAUGUUAAAUUUAGUUAUAGUAUAAUAUAGACGAGUUUUUUUUUACCAUGAGCAGGAAUGAAGUGGGUGGAAGAUGUAGGUUUAAAAUAUUUGUCACAAAAUUUUGGCCAUGGCACUAACAAUUACUUUUUUAAAACAAAAGUUUCAGAUUGUUUAAAUUAGACAAAUGCGUCUUAUUCUAACAUCAUUAUCCUGUAAUUUUGCUAUUUAAGAAAAUUAUAAGUUCAAAAAUAAUAAAAAAAAACCACUGGAUUGUUAGCGCCAUUGACAAUAACGACGAAUGCUUCUGAGAAAAA
Molecule: messenger RNA, 2080 nt
Organism: Amyelois transitella
Lineage: Eukaryota; Metazoa; Arthropoda; Insecta; Lepidoptera; Pyralidae
Gene: Ist1
Product: IST1 homolog
Exons: 7
Coding region: 119-1219 (366 amino acids)
Biological process (GO): protein transport
Source: RefSeq, a predicted model, not a curated record